AAGAGCUCGCGCCGAAGCCGCCGCCCCGUGCGCCUCCCCGCCCGACCCGGCGCGCCCGCGACAGGAAGACCGGCCCCUUGCGCCCCCAUGGCGACGUCCAAAGUCGUCGACAGCGCCCCGGCCCCCACGGGCAACGUCGUCGUCGUCCAGGGCGUCGUCACGGGCUUCUCGACGCCCCUCGUCGGGGACAAGGACUGGCCCGCGGCUCUCUGCUGCUUUGACAACUGCGGCUGCGCCGCGGACCUGCCGCUGUGCUGCUACGCGACGUGGUGCACGCCCUGCCUCUGGGCCGAGCUCGCGGAGCGCCUCGACGUCUCGGGCGUCGACGGCAACCCCGAGCUCUGCGGCCCCUGCCUGUGCUGCACGACGCCGCGCUGCGCGACGAACUACUGGGCGCUCGCGGCCUGGUCCUGCGCGUCGUCGCUCCUCCAGGGCGCCCUGGCCACGGUGCUCCACCAGUCCGCGUCCUGGGCCCGCCUCGAGCCCAUCCUCACGUCCAAGACCCGCGCGACGCUCGAGCGGAACCACGGCCUCCGGCGCCAGUGCUGCUCGCCCUGCUGCGUCCACUACUGGUGCGGCGCGUCCGCGCUCUACCAGGAGGCCGUCUACGUCAAGCACGUGCUGAAGAAGGACUUCGACUGCUGCUCCUACAAGGGCUGCUGCCAGACGAGUUGCUGCUGCUGCCUCGGCGCGAACCCGGCGCCGGGCGAGUUCCGCGGCGACGGCUACUCCGCGGUCACGACGCAGCCCGGCGUCGGCGCCGUCUGAGCCGCCGGGCCCCGUUUUCCCCGCGCGCGCGCCGGGGACCACCCCGGCGCGCCCGCUCCCCUAACGACCCCCUUUUGUGC
This is a messenger RNA of Aureococcus anophagefferens, 848 nucleotides long. RefSeq lists its product as hypothetical. Bases 88 to 768 code for a protein of 226 amino acids. The transcript has a single exon. Lineage: Eukaryota; Pelagophyceae; Pelagomonadales; Pelagomonadaceae. The record is from RefSeq and is a predicted model, not a curated record.